AUGGCGGAGACAGCUCGGCUAGGAAACGAGCUGGUUGUGGAAAUAGAGAACAGGAAAAACCUUGGAGACAAGAAGUUCCAUUCGGAGACCUCGUUGCAGAAUUUUUCUGGCGAAACUGAUGGUCCUGCAUUCAUCACUACAAAAGAUCCUGGGAUAAUGAACGAGCCCGUGGCCAGUCCGUCUCUAGAGGAGAUCCCUGAGCGUCGUCGCACCAUGUCUCAGCCGAUGCCGGGUGCUGGAGCACUCCUCACCUCCAACACCAACAGACGACGAAGACCACCGCGAUCUGUAAUGUACGCCGCGGACAUACAGAACAAUGAUUCAUCGGAGCGACUGCCGAAAAUGUUUAUGACAAACAGAGAUGAUUACUACUUCACUCCCUCACCUUCGAACGGCAGCCCUACAAACUUUUUCUUCCCUCACAACAAUUACAAAAACGGAGACAUCAAAUCUCUCAGUAGCUACCGUCUGAACACUCAAGUGGGUAGUGGUACUCCUCGCAAGCGUUCAGUCACGACGAUGGAUGCUCAGUCCAUCCGUUCAGUUGAGACCCAGGCACCUCCCUCUACCAGCCCCGAGGAUAAUGCACGCCUCUCAACUAAAUAUCUGUGUUUAAUAUUAAGUUGUAUGUACGCUGUUCUAUUGGUGACGGUCGGACUUAUCGUAUACGCGACAGAACCCUUUGUCGAUUUCAAUGCCUCUCCGAUAUACUCAAUGGUAUUACUGGUGAUCGGUUUUUUGUAUCAAAUCUAUUUAUUAAUAGACAUAACGAAAUACAAAUCUAACGUGUUAAAAAACCAAAAGAUCAAGUGGAUUCACAACGAGAAGCUGCAGGAGUUCUUCAGGAAACAGGAGGAGGAGGGUCAAGCUGGUAGUAUAUCAGAGCGACCUGGAGACAGUGUCAGGUCGAAAGCUAUUCCACCAGCUGUACUGAUCCCAGUCAGUCACAGCUACUGCUUCAGUAGUGGAAGACACUCCGGCAGUUUCUACCUAAAGAUGGGUGCUGCGGCGUUCGCCGUGGGCCAUUUAAUCCACUCGGUGCUACUCAUAACAACACAAAUCAGUUACUUCUUUGACAAUAACAUAUCCAAUGAGAAAUGUAUCGACAUAAUGCAAGUGGUACUGGACUUCUGCCAACCCAUCUACUGCUUCCUUCAAUUGUUCUUCAUAUUUAAGUAUUCAAACGUGCUCAUUAUAAAAGGUCAGAACUUGGCUUACUUCGGUUUCAUGCAUAUGAUCGGGAGCAGUCUCUGCUUUUGGAUAUCGACCAUUGUGCGUGAAAUUCUACUGGCGUUAACAAUAUAUGCAAAUUCGAAAUACGGGAAUAAAACUGAAAAUGGUCCUAUGACAGGGAGCGAAUACCAAGUGACACCACACAUAGACAUCAGCGACCUCUACCGACCGGAGUGUCAAGGCUCGGCAACUAUCAGUAGGAUCAUAGAAAACUUUUCUCCAUAUCUAUAUCCGUUUGGAGUUGAGUUCAAUAUUCUCAUUGUCGCCGUAUACUACAUCAUCUGGAGCCAGAUUGGGAAAUGUCCCAACGAAGAUUCAGACAACGAUUCCAGCAUUGAUGACAACACAACGAUCUGCAAAAUUCCAACGGCUGAUGAAGAAAACGACUUCACCAGUAACAUGGUGAUAUAUGCGGACUGUCACGCCUCCAACAAGGGCAUGUUCCUUGGUCUCAUACUGACGGUCGUCAUGGCUGGGAUGCUUAUACUUGGAUUCAUCUUCAGCACCAUUGACAACGAGUUCUUAGAGAGAGGUUAUCUUUUGAGCUCUUGCACUAAGCUGGCCCUCCAUUCUGUGCUGCUGGUAGCUACUGUGGUAGCUUUCAGUCAGACCAGAAAACUGGACAUCAACGAACAUCCCAUCUCCCUCUUGGAUGACAUACUUCUCUUCAUAUGUCUCCCGGCUUUCUUCAUGGAGACCGUGUUCUCGAUGGUGGCUACUUUGAGCAUCGUGAACAUCAUCAGAUCAAUAGACGUCAUGGUCAUGGUGGUUCAAGUUGUCAUCCAGACAGCGCUCCUGGUGGACGGUCUUCGUCGCUGCAGCAACAGUCGCAAGCUGCGCCGAAGGAAGCCAGCUCGGGAGAUGAUGAUGUUCCUCGUCAUAGCUAAUGUCGCGGUGUGGCUGUUCAACACAUUCUCCUACAAAUCACCUGACAGUUUAGACGAGAGAUACGAGUUCUACGGCAAGGUUUUGUGGAGCAUCCUGGGCCACAUCAGCCUCCCUCUCAUCAUGUUCUAUCGUUUUCACUCCAGUGUAUGUUUUGCGGACAUAUGGGACGCAGCUUACAAACCCGGCUCCGAGCACUGA
Danaus chrysippus (African queen) is the source of this 2319-nucleotide messenger RNA. NCBI's taxonomy places the organism in Eukaryota, Metazoa, Arthropoda, Insecta, Lepidoptera, Nymphalidae. The record is from the annotation of a GenBank genome assembly.